UUGUUUUGCCAACUGUACAAAGUCUUGUCAUUUGCAAAAAUAAUGCGAUUUUGUUUUUGUUUAUAUCGAUUUCCUGAACAUAUUUCCAUUGAAAUAUCUUUGCAGUGAUAUGUGACGUUGGUUGUGCUUGCAAAUAUGUCGUGGUUGAACUUGAAUCAGAGUUUGAACAGUUUAAAAGGACAAAUUACUAAUUUCGCUUCUGAGGUGUUGUCUGAGGGUCCUGGACAAGAUGUGGCUGAUGAAGCGUCUAGAACUGAUAAUAAAGUUAUUGAAUUAGAAGAAAAAUGUCGUUUACAAGAGCAGGAGAUAGUGUCCUUGAAAAAGCUUUCUGAAGAGCUGCAGGGAUUAUUGCAGAGCGAGAGGCACUACAGGAAAAAUGGCAUCAAAGAAGACGAGACAAGCUGGUACUGGGACCCACCGGCGGAAACGUCAAAAUCAAAUCCAAAUCUCGAAAACCAAUAUAAGCAUCAAAUACAGACUCUUCAAGAUGAAAUAUCCUCCUUGAAAGAAAGAGCCACCGUGGACUUGAAGCCGGACAAUGAAGAAGAAUUAAAUAGGCUCAGAGAAGAAAACAAAAACUUGACGGUCAAUCUAGAAGAUCUGGAUAACCAACACCAGAUGGCAAUGGAAAGGUUACUAACAUUAAAGAAAGAACUACAAAAAAAUUUUGAAGUUCUUAAACAGGAGCACGAAGAACUAAAAACAAGUAAUGAUGAUUACGCUGCGGAGGUAAAGACGCUGUUAGAAAAAAUAGGCGAAAGAGACAAAGAAAUCGAAAACCUCAAAGUUAAAAGUGCUGAUUCUGAAACAUUGUCGCAUAAGUAUCAGAAUUUAGAAAGAAUACACAGUCUGCUAAGAGAAAAUGCUGAAAAAUUUCAAGAAGAGAACCAAGAACUUCAUGAAGAGGUAUUUAAACUGCAAGAACAAGUGACUAAAUUAGAGCAUGAAAUAGAACUCGCGAUAAAGAAAACAGAAAAAUCGAAUACAGUGCCGAAAGAACAGUACGACGAAGUUAUAAAGGAAUUGAACGAAUUGAAGAACAGAAAGAACUUAGACUUACAAUUGGAUGAGAUCAAUAUUGACGAUAACGCCAAAAGCGUUAUUGAAAAUUUGAAACGAGAAAUCGGUGAACUCAAACAUCAAUUGAACCAAAGGUCCUCUGGAAACCAUGAAACGGAGGAACAUAAAACAAUAAAAGCCGAGAAAUUCAUGCAGCUGUACAAUAAAUAUGUAAAUUUCGAACUUCCGAUAGAUUACGUGGGUGAAAUACCGUCACCUGGUGACAGUAUAGUGCUUUAUAAACUUGAAAGUGUUUUAAAAACAGUGAAUUCAUUCAAAAGAGACAUUGAUACACUAGAACAAAAAUUGUCUGAAAAGAACCUAAAUAUAAACCAUUUGAAAACUCAGAUUGAUGACUUAACAGCAGAGAACGACUUUCUAACAACAGAUAUUCAACAUUACGAAAGUGAAUUAAACGAAAUGAAAAAGAAUAAUGAUUUUCUCAUAUCAGAAAUAGCAGUCUUAAAAAACACAUCCAAAUUAGAACCCAUAAUAGAGACACAUGAAGAUAAUCUGGCUAAAUUAGAAACUGAACUAGCAGAUUCAAAUAAGCUUAACAAAUCGUUUGAAUGUGAAAUUAAAAGGAUUGAAAAAGAACUGGCGGAAGUUCAAGCAGAGAAAUUCGUACUACAAGAAACUUUAAAUGAUCUAAAAGGUAAAUAUACGGCUAUGUUAAAUGAGGUGGAAACGCUUCAAAAUAAGACUAGAGAUGUCGAAGAGCUGGAGAACAGUGCGUGUGUUCAACAAACAGAACAACUUAAAGCAGCUUCUGAUGAAAUUGAUAAUCUCAAGAAACUUUUGAACGCAGCAAACGCUAAGAGUGAGCAACUGUCUAUAGAUGUUCAUAUAAUAGAAAAUGACAAGGUUCUACUAAUGAAGGAAAUAGAUGAAUUAAAAAAAGAUUUAAGAAGAAACAUUUCAGAAAAUACACAAUCUGAAACGAAUGAAACAUUGUUAAAGAAGGCACUUUCAGACAACGAAUCAAAAUUAGAAGAAUUGUCAAGAAAUUUCGCAAAAGUAGAACAAAGUCAAUUGCAAGGGGUAGAACUAGUUGGCUUUUUAAAAGAACAGUUACAAUUGAAAGAUAAUCACGUACCCAGAACAGAGUUUGAUAAACUAAAUGAAGAAAGUAACACUUUGACCGGCCAUCUUGAACAAGCUAUCAAAGAAAAAACAUCUUUAAGUAAAACAAUUGAAACUCUCAAACAAGAAAUAGAAUUGUUAAAACAAAAUGAAAGCGAGCUUCUGACUAAAAAUGAUAAUAAAAAAGAUCAAGACUUGAAUACAUUAAAACUGACAAUCGAAGACCUUAAGGCUAAGCUUAUCCAACAAGAGCUUAUGGAUAUUGAAGUUGAAAGCUUGAAAGUUGAAAACAAAAAACUCAAUGAAAGACGAAUCCAACUAGAGACAGAACUGUCAAAUACCGAUUCCAAAAUUGUGCAUUUAGAAGAAGAAUUCGAAAAAUUAGUAACAGAUUUAAACGACAAGGAUACAUUGAUUGAUACACUUAAUAAUACUGUUGCGCAAAACGCCAUUUCACUGGCAAACUUGAGUCAAAAUGUAACCGACUUAGAAAACUCGUUAUCUAAAAAAAAUGAAGAAAUACAAAGCCUCAAAAACUCAUUAGAAGACGCAACUGUAAAACGUAACAGAUUUGACGAAAAUGUCAAAGAAUUACAAGCGGAAAUAAGUAAGUUGAAUUUAGAAAAGGAAGAAAUAUCUAAACAGAUUAUGAUCUUACAUGAUGAAGUAAAUGUGAAGAAUGCCCAAAUAUCCACAUUGACUAACCAUUUAGGGGAACUUGAAAAUUCUGGUCGCGAUUACAAGAUUUCCAUUGAAAACAAAGACAAAGAAAUAAAAGAACUGAAUCAAUCAAUAGUCGAACUUACGGACAAAAUUAAAACCGUGGACAAUAGCACACAUCAUAAUGAUGAAUACGCUACAUUACUUUCAGAGAAGACAGCUCUAGAGAAACAGGUCAUUGAACUAAAAAAUAAUGUGAGCGCGAAAGAAACUGAACUAAUUGAUUUGAAAGUUGAAUACGACCAAAUUGAGAAGUCAGUCAAUGACUAUAAGAUUACUGUAGAUAAGAUAAAUUCUGAAAAAGGAGAAUUAAUUAAUUUAGUCAAUUUGAAACACAACGAAAGUAUACAAUACCAUAAUGAAAUUCAAAGGCUUAAUCAAGUUCUAAUGGAGCAAACCAACGAAUACAGAAGAUUACUUGAAGAAAAAGAUCAUUUGAUACAAAAUGUUUCACAAAAUUGUGCGAAUUGUGAAAAUUUGAAAAUAAUUCUGAAAGAAAAAGAUGAUGCAAUUGUAAAGCUGAAUCAAGCUACGAGCGAAUCCCUGAAAAUGAGAGCGGAACUGGACAAUGCCGGUGAAACUGUCAAUAACCUGACUGAGAAAUGUGAUAAUCUGAAUAAGAAUCUUACAAUACAACUUGAAGUCGUCAAGAAAUUGACAGCAGAAAAUUUACAGUUGUCGGAGAAAGAGCAGAACCUUGCCCGCGAGCUGGACAGGCUCAGGUUGCACCUAGUGGAAACCGAAGAGAGCUACACGCAGGAGCUGAUGGUGUCAGAACAGAAGUUGACCGAAUGUCAGACAAGGCUGCACCAAGUCGAAGAACGAGCUAAACAGACAAGCACUGUCUACACGAGUAAUAGCAUCCGAGCCAACCAAGAAGUGGAAACUCUUCGUAAUCAAAUCAAGCUUCUGGAGAAGCAAAGGGAAGAAGUGCAAGGGAGAUUGAGUGAAGCAGAAGACGCUAGGAGUCGUAGCGAAGCGGCGCUAACUAAUCUGCAAGUCGUUUUAGAACAAUUCCAAUUAGAUAAAGAACGAGACGUUCACGCGGCAACAGAGAAAAUAAGAAACAAAAUGGAAGAAUUGAAACAUAGAAAUAACGACCUCCAAGACGAGAUAGCAAGGCUCAAUGCUAAGGUACAAGAGGCACUGGCCGGGCUACAAGCGGCCAGUAGACUUGGAGAUCAAGUCGAAACCAAAACCGCGCAAAUAAAUGACUUGAAGGAACAAGUCGCAACUCUCCAAGCGUCCGUAACAGCAGCCGAGGAGAGAUAUUAUAAUGCCAUAUCGAACCAGCAGGACAAGGUGGACAAGAAUUUAGUCAAGAAUAUGGUCAUCAAUUAUGUUUUGACACAGUCGAAUAACACUGUCAACAAGAUCCAGGUGCUCAGGGUGCUCUCGACGAUACUAGACUUCAAUCAGCAGGAAUGCGAGAAGCUAGGCCUGGUGAAGACGAACUCUGCGACCGAUAGCUUAGCGGCGGAGUUCGUCAAGUUCCUCCAGAACGAGUCCAAGCCGAGGUCCCCGCUGCCGAACAUGAUGGGGAUAGCGCAGAGCAGCAGGAGUACCACGCCUACUUCUAGGAAAAGCUCUACGAUCGGACCGCAUCCGACCUUCGAGACGGGACACAAACGGAAUCCAUCGAACGGCUCCAACAACCUGCUCUUCCAGAAUCUGGACGCUUUAGAGACGGCGUCGGUGAUAUCGCGAGACUCUGAACCCGAACCCAGGGCUGCGCCUCCCCUCGACACCGGCGUCAACCAGACCCGCAACACUGAGGGUUCGAUACUGAAAUACGUUUUGAAAGAUAUGUGAUGAAUGGUAAGUAAUAAUGGUGAUGCGUAACAAAUAACAGGUAUCGUGUGAUAUCGACUGUGAAAUAAUAGCAGCAGCUACUGGAUUCGCGUUUUGUUUUGUUAGACUUAAUUAUUCGGGCGGACUCAUAGUCUAGGAUGCAUCGAUCGUCCGACCUCACAGACAUUAUUGAGACAUGGUAUUGAAGUCUAUUUAUCGUGUAUCGGCUGUCCCACCCUACGGCUAGUAUUGAGUAAGGUGUAACACCAAGUAAUAUUAAUAUUGUACGAUAAUGUAAAAUAUGUGUGUAUUUAUUGUCUUAGCAAAUGCACUUUUGUUUUCGAUUGUCCAAGUAUCAGUCUGACGUCACAGUACGUACAGUCGCGUGCAAAAUUAUACUCUAUUCCAAUUACGAGGUCCCUUUUGACACUUCUUAGAAUGUAACUCUUCAGGUUUCGCAUUAAUUUGAAAUAAUAAUCAUUUUUUGUUAAUGAUCGUAAACAUGAUUUAAAAAAUACACAAUCAAUCUAAAUCAUUAUACA
This is a messenger RNA of Bombyx mandarina (wild silkworm), 5195 nucleotides long. RefSeq lists its product as uncharacterized. Gene Ontology annotation, molecular function: small GTPase binding. Gene Ontology annotation, cellular component: Golgi apparatus. The record is from RefSeq and is a predicted model, not a curated record. Lineage: Eukaryota; Metazoa; Arthropoda; Insecta; Lepidoptera; Bombycidae. Gene Ontology annotation, biological process: Golgi organization; endoplasmic reticulum to Golgi vesicle-mediated transport.